Messenger RNA from Impatiens glandulifera, 2669 nucleotides. RefSeq names its product putative serine/threonine-protein kinase-like protein CCR3. NCBI's taxonomy places the organism in Eukaryota, Viridiplantae, Streptophyta, Magnoliopsida, Ericales, Balsaminaceae. The record is from RefSeq and is a predicted model, not a curated record. Gene Ontology annotation, biological process: protein phosphorylation. Bases 83 to 2443 code for a protein of 786 amino acids. The transcript has a single exon. Gene Ontology annotation, molecular function: ATP binding; protein serine/threonine kinase activity.
UUGCUGACCUCUUCCACUUCUCUCUCUAUAGAUUCUUCCGUUUUACCCACCAAAUGAAACGGAGCAGAUAGAGAGGUCGGCUAUGGCGGCCGUUAUUCUUUUUCUUAUAGCCGCCUUAAUGGCGGUGCCGAUUCAAAUAACUGCUCUUGGUGGCUCCGCUUCCACAAUCGCCGUCGUUUAUAACGGAAAUGUUACCGUAUGUGGUAUCACAAGUGAACAACAAUCAAGAGGAAUCAAAUGUUGGCGAGGUAAUCAAGUCACCGAUGUUUUCGCCGGCGUCUCCUUUGAUUACUUAGCCGGUGGCCGGGAUAUAUUCUGUGGUACUGUCUCUGGAGGGUUAAGUCUUCUCUGUUUUGAUUCUGAGUUUAGGGCGAAGAGAUUGUAUCAAAGCCCAACUGUUCGAUUGAAGGAUCUGACAGUUGGUGAAGGACAGAUUUGUGCUCUGACGAAUGGAACCCGAAAUGCUAGGUGUUGGCGAGGUGGUGUUGGGAUUCCGCCGACGUUUUCGAAUGAGUCGGAUAGGUUCAUUUCGAUAUCAUCUGGAAUUGGGUUUUCUUGCGGAGUUUUGAUGGGUUCAAACAAGGUGGUUUGUCGGGGGGAUAGUGAUGGAGGGUUGGCUAGUUUAAUUGAAGCUGAAUUUGCUAACUUUUCAAUGAGUAACAUAAAUGCAGGAGGUAAUUUCGCUUGUGGAUUGAAUCUCGCCGGGUUUAUUGUCUGUAAAGGAAGAAAUGAAUCAGGGCAAUUGGAUGUUCCUCAGAAUACGGCGUCAAGGUAUUCAUCUUUAGCCCUGGGAAACAGCCAUGGAUGUGCAAUCAGGAAAUCAAAUGGGUCAGUAGUUUGUUGGGGAAAUCUUGGUGAAGAUGAGUCUAUGAGAUCAUCACAAAUAGCUGAUAGUAUUUCAUUUGAAUCGAUAGUUGCAGGUUUUAAUUUUACAUGUGGAUUAUUGACGAGUAAUUUGUCAGUCAUGUGUUGGGGAAUUGGCUGGCCUACUGCUGGAGUUGUUCUUCCACUCGGUCAGGUUCUUCCAGGUCCUUGUGUUCAAUCUGAUUGUGGCGAUUGCGGUAUAUACCCUCAAUCGCAGUCUCUUUGUUUUAAUUCUGGCAACAUCUGUAGAACCUGUAACCUUCAUGUUCCUCCCGCCCAACCUCCCACCCCGGACCGUGGUGAUUCUGUGCCGGCGCCGCCGUCGCACUCCAAGGGUCUGAGAAAGGGUUUGCUUGCGUUUGCGAUAGUUGGGUCAAUUGGUACAGUUUCAGGCGUUUGCACUUUAUUAUACUGCCUAUGGAUCGGCGCUUGUUGUGGGCAUAAAAAGAUUCAUAAUUCAGUCCAGCCGACGGUUGCGGCGUCAAAUUCCAACAACGGCCGGACUUCAAACAACAACCCUUUUUCGAGGUCGUCGACUCUUCGGAGACAGGGAUCGAGGAUUAUGAGACGACAGAGAAGUGGGACAUCAUCUUUCAAACACCCGGAAAGAGCAGAGGAGUUCUCGUUCCAGGACUUAUCCGACGCUACUAACAAUUUCUCGCCGGAAAACAAGAUCGGAGCGGGAAGUUUCGGGGUGGUUUACAGAGGGAAGUUGUCGGACGGGAGAGAGGUCGCAAUCAAGAGAGGAGAUACAGAGGAACAAGCGAAGAAAUUUCAGGAGAAAGAGAGUGCGUUUGACUCGGAAUUAGCAUUUCUCUCUAGGCUUCAUCACAAACACUUGGUGGGUCUUGUUGGGUAUUGUGAGGAAAAAGACGAAAGAUUGUUGGUGUAUGACUACAUGAAGAAUGGAGCACUUUACGACCAUCUUCACAGCAAAGACAACACCCAGAAAGACAGCAGCGUUCUCAAUUCGUGGAAAAUGAGGAUCAGCGUUUCGCUAGACGCAGCAAGAGGAAUCGAAUACCUUCAUAACUACGCCGUCCCGCCCAUAAUUCAUCGCGACAUAAAGUCUUCAAACAUCCUCUUAGACUCCAAUUGGACUGCUAGAGUCUCGGACUUCGGUCUCUCCUUAUUGGGGCCACAGCCAGAUGGUGAGUUCCGGCCCAUUAAGGCUGCGGGAACAGUGGGAUACAUAGACCCGGAAUACUACGGGCUGAACGUGCUGACGGCGAAGAGCGAUGUUUACGGACUGGGAAUCGUGUUGUUGGAACUGUUGACGGGAAAGAGGGCGAUUUUUAAGAUUGGAGGAGAACCGACGAGCGUGGUGGACUUUGCUGUCCCUGCUAUUGUUAUUGGUGAGAUGGGAAGUGUUCUUGAUCCAAGGGUUGGGAGACCUGAGGGGAUAGAGGCGGAGGCGGUGGAGCUGGUGGCGUACGCGGCGGUGCAAUGCGUGAAUAGGGAAGGGAGGGAUAGGCCCACCAUGUCGGAUAUGGUGACCAAUUUAGAGAGGGCAUUGGGGAUGUUAGAUCAUGGUAGCCACGGAAGUAUAAGCAGUGGUACAGUGUCUUCUAUUGAUUGAAACAUGUAGAUCAUUUUUGUUUUUGUUUUUGUUUUUGUUUUGGUUGGUUUUGAGAGGGCGGGAGGAGGCCUAGGUUCAAUUGGUUUGGCGGCCUGCCUGCCUUCCUGCCAGCAUAUUACCUGAUUUGUUUGGAUUGUUUUAUUUAGCUCUUAGGUAGAGGUGUAGAAUGUAAAGAUGUGACACUUUUUUGAACAUGCAAUUCAAAUUUUUGUCUUUUAUUUAUUUA